Metopolophium dirhodum (rose-grain aphid) is the source of this 3873-nucleotide messenger RNA. RefSeq names its product calcium homeostasis endoplasmic reticulum protein (gene scaf6). Gene Ontology annotation, biological process: RNA processing; intracellular calcium ion homeostasis. Lineage: Eukaryota; Metazoa; Arthropoda; Insecta; Hemiptera; Aphididae. The record is from RefSeq and is a predicted model, not a curated record. Gene Ontology annotation, cellular component: perinuclear region of cytoplasm. The transcript is spliced from 16 exons. Gene Ontology annotation, molecular function: RNA binding. Bases 356 to 2653 code for a protein of 765 amino acids.
UUCUUGGAUGUUAAAGCCGUAUAGGUGGUAGGGGGAAACGCUUCCCCAAUCCCAUGAAAAUUAAUUUUGUAAACAAACAGCGUCCCCGACUAAAGAGUAUAGAGUAUAGACUAUAGAGUCUGCCGGUCUGGAGCAUAGAAAAUAUACACUGGUCUGGAGUUCCGACUUCCGAGCGGCGAAGUGGGUGAAUCGAGUAAUCGAACUAUAGACGAGAAUUUCUCACUGUCGACUACGACGAAGGAGGUACUCGCAUUAGAACCACGCAAUCGACGAUGCGAAAUCGCCGCUUCGUUUUUUGUUGAUUCUUCUUAACGCGCCACCACUUGCGUGACGAUUUUCGGUCAGCUCGCCAAUAAUGGACGUACCUCAACCUCCGGAAGAUCACGAAUUGCGCACGAUCAUCGACAAGUUGGCAGUGUUUGUCGCACGCAACGGACCCGACUUUGAACAGAUGACCAAAACCAAACAGAAGGAUAACCCAAAGUUUGAAUUUCUGUUCGGUGGUCGUCAUUUUGACUACUACUUGCGUAAAGUCUCCACGGAACAAUCGAUAUUAAAUCAGAACAGUGUCAGAGAAAUAGCUCAAGCCGCAGUUGCAAAUAAUUCAGUUAGUACACAGCAAUUGAACAUGGCAGCCGCAGCAACGCAAUGGUUAAAUUUAAACCAAACAAAUGAUUGUCAGUCAUCAGUAGUUACCACAGAAUCCCUGAAUGCUCAACAAGCCAAUCUGCAACAACAAAUUGCUCAGGCAGAGAAAAAUUUUAACUCACAACUAAUGAUAUUGGCCCAGCAGCAACAAGUGGCUACUGAAGAUAAAAUACUAUCUGAACAGCGAGAAUAUAUUAAUUCUGAAGCCGCAGCUAAUGAUUUAUCACUAGUUGAGUUGUCAUCUGUGCUUGAACCAAUUAUUAAAGGAUGUACUAAAGAUGCAAUAGCUAAUGGUAAAUCAUGGAUUAUGAAACAAACAGCUAGUGAACGAAAAGUUGAUGUAAUCACCCAAUAUUUACUUAUGGAAGUGAUGGACCUGAAUGCAGAAUUUUCAAAACAGUUGCAUUUAAUAUAUUUAGUAAACGACACCGUUCAUCAUUGUAUUCGUAAGUCAGAAAAGAUACUGAAAACUUCGCUUGAAUCGAUCAUUGUACCAAUGUUUUGUUCAGCAAUGAUGAGGGCAAAUGAAGAUCAAAAAUCUAAACUAAGCAAACUGCUAUCUUUGUGGGAAACAAAAAAUCAUUAUUUCCCUGAAACUAUAAUGGAGCGAUUGAAAAAUCCUGAUAGAUCAAUGGCAGAAUAUAAAAGCAACCUAUUAGAAAAGUAUAGGGAUGCUGUCAAUCAACUCAAUAUGAUUAUGAACAAUACAUUACAAAAUUACCGUAGCCAACAUCAAUCAUUUCUAGCACAUUGUAACAAUCAGAUUCAGAGUAUAGAAAACCAAAAACGUUCGCUAGAACAACAAAAACAAAGGGUAACUCCUCUUUCAAUUCCUCCAGCUCAAGACGACACAAAUCGACAGCAUUUUAAUGAAGGCCGUUUACCUUCUCCUCCUUCAUACCAGAGUAACAUGGCUGGGUACAUGCAAGCAGACCAACAAAAUUAUCCGCACCAAACAGAUAAUGGAUAUCAGCAAGAUGAUCAUUAUGGACAGCCUUUACAAAAUUGUAUGCAACAACCUCCCUCUAUGUAUAAUAGACCUCCACCACCAUUUAACCAACCACCACCCAAUAUACACUUACAACCUCCACCUUCAAUGGAAUUACCUGAUCUGAGCCGGCCACCUCCAAAUUUUAUACAAAACAACUUUCCUUUACCACCAAUUCAGCCAGAUAUUACACCGGAUGAUUUGCUUCCUUCACUGCCAUACUAUGAACUUCCAGCUGGCCUUAUGGUGCCAUUAGUUAAAUUGGAAGAUAGCAAUUAUAAACCUUUAGAUCCAGAUACAAUCAGAUUACCACCACCUGCUCCACCUACAGAUCGUCUGUUAGAUGCAGUCAAAGCCUUUUACAUGCCCCCUGGGCAUUUUGCUCCACGUGAUAGUGAUGGUUGGGAAAAACUUGGUUUAUAUGAAUACUACAAAGCCAAACAUUCUGCAAAAAAACAAAAAGAAGAUGAUAUUGCUGAUAAUAUAAGAGAAAGAUCAAAGUCUCCAUCUCCAAUUAUGUUACCUUCACUGAAAGAUAAAUCACCAGUUCGAAAAAAGCGUUACAGAAGUCGUAGUCGAAGCCCAAAACCACGUAGUCCAACCAGACGAAUUAUAAAUAAAAAAAACAGUCCUCCACCAACACCUAACCGUGGUCGUCGAAGACGUUCUCCAUCUAGAUCACCAUCACCUUCUCCACCGUCUUCUCAAAGAAGUCCUACACCGCCUUCAUUUGGGGGAACUAGUUUUGGUAAAACUGCCCAAGAACGAUUGGACGAGUCAAAUAAAGGUCAUCAGCUUCUGAAAAAAAUGGGUUGGGGUGGUGCUGGAUUGGGUUCAAAGGAGCAAGGUAUCGACACACCAAUUAGCAGUGGUGACGUCCGAGAUAGGACUGAUCAAUAUAAGGGUGUGGGAAUCAGUUUGAAUGAUCCGUACGAGAACUUCAGAAAGAACAAAGGCAAGGCGUUCAUACAUAGGAUGCGUACAAGGGCAGAAGAACGAAUGGAAGGCAAUGCGUAGGGUGUUUGGAAAUGUUUCAUAAUUUGAUUGAAAAACAAUAAUUUUAAAAAAAUGGACAAUAUGAAUACUUAGUUUUUUUUUUAUUAGUUGUUUUAAAAAAUAAAAAUAGUACAAACCUGUUUACGUGUAUACAUUGUAUAGCAUACUAAUUAAUAUUAUCUUUGGCUUUGUGUUUUUAAUGAAUCAUCCAUUUCAAUUUGAACAGAAUAAAAUUACAUUUUUAGAUGGUGGUUUUAAUAAAUAUAAAAAGCCGAUAUACCAUAUAUCAUAAAGGUUUUCUUAAUUAUUUAUUUAUAUAAAAAAAUUGUCAUACAAUUGUUUUUUUUAUUAGUUGUUCACUGGUGUUUUAUAACUUAUAAUUAAAAAUGAUCUAUGGGAUACAUACGUAUAAUUAUGUGAUAUAAACUAUAAUAUAUUUGAAAUCAAUUUAGGUAUAAAUACCUAUAAAUCUAUUUAGGUUAACCUUGAGUCCACUAAAAUACUACAAGUUAGUAUUGUAAUCAUCUUUAUUAGUACAAUCAUUGAUUAUACAAACCAUGAUACAAUUCAUGUUUGGAGUCAUGACUCUCUGACUGAAAUCUCGAACUUAAUUGUGCUUGCCUACUUUAAAAUAUUUUUUUCUACCUCUGUUUGAGAUUAGUCUUAAUCAUCUCAUGCCAGUCUAUUGUUUCAGGUGAACAAUGUCCAGUUUAUUUUAUUUGUUAUAUGGUAAAUGUUAUUUGGUAGAACGCCUCUAUGUCUAUAGAGGUGUGGCUAAAACGCGUUGUAUUGUGAAUACAUUUAUAUUUUUUAGUAAUAACAUUUUAGCAUACAAACGGAAAAACACCAUAAAGAACAACAUUCAGAAAUUAUCUACUACUUUGUGAAUAUUAUUAUUUACUAUGUCUUAUUUUAUUUAUAAAAAAAAUCAAUAUAUAUUUUAAAAUAAUGAUGUUACAUUAAGUGUUGUUAUUGUCACAAAAUACUCACGAAAGCAUACAGUGUACAUUUAAUGAAUACUGGAUUAAACUAUAAUAAUUGUUUGUAUAAAAUUUAGGUAAAUUACGUAAACUUUUAUGAAAAAUUAUGUUAACAAAUGCAUAGACUAUAGUUGUACAAUUUAUUGUUUUUUAAUAAUAGUUGUACAUUAUUGGUCAAUAUAAAAUUAUAUAAAUAUUUUUUUUUUUUUUUUGUUAUUUAAGUUGAUGUACUACAAAAUAUAGUGUUUUCUGUAUAGCUAU